Lolium perenne is the source of this 1872-nucleotide messenger RNA. The record is from RefSeq and is a predicted model, not a curated record. NCBI's taxonomy places the organism in Eukaryota, Viridiplantae, Streptophyta, Magnoliopsida, Poales, Poaceae.
AAGGGAAAAGCCAGUGAUUCAAGCACACCAAGUCCGAUACUCCUCUUGCAAGGGCAGAGAAAUUAUCAGUCGCAGAAACAUGCACUUACAGCUACAUCUUCAGCCAUGGCGAUGCAUCAGAACCUUGACAAGGGCAAUGUUCACUCUACCAUCAGCAUUCAUGGAUGCACCCAGGGUUUUGAGACAUCAUUCACUAAUGUUAAUUUGCAUGAAGGCCACCUCACGCAGACAGCUACAAAUAAGCAAAUAACUGACCAGAGCUUUAACAACAGAACUCAUGUGAUGCUCCAUGCUGCUGGAAGUGGGGAUUCACAAAGCAAGACACAAGGUGUUCUACAGGAAGAAUCUCAAACAAAGGAUAUAGAUACAUUGCCACAGUUGAACCAACAAAAUAACCACACAAACCUACAGCUAUCUCUUACAAGUCGCCUCGCUCAGACUUCUCCUACACAACAACUAGGUCUCUCCAUAGAGCCAUGCAGUCUCACACUUCCCAUUCCCCACUCUAAUCCCCAGCCAGAUCCUCACCAGUUUGUUUUACAUCCUUCACCUACCCGCCCUCUCCAAUCGCCAUCCCCCAGAUCCUCACCAAAGAGGUCGGCACCCCCCCUUGAGCCUCUCGCCCCACCCCUAGCUAAGAGAUCUGUGGCGGGGAAAGCUAAAAAGAUAGCUGAUAGAACUCCCUAUGCACAACAACCCCAUCUCGAUGGAGGCUCUUCACUACUCCAGUGCGCCAUCGACACUCCGCCAAUGUUCACUUCCAAUAUAGCUUCCAACCCCAUCUCCAUUGUCACACCUCCUGCACCUAUCACUGCUCAUGCUGGCAGUGGAGAUGGAAUACUUGGGUCCGGACCCGCCAUCGGAGAAAUUACAGAGUCAGGAUUUAGUGCCCCCAAAUCCAAUCUUUCAGAUGCAAGGGGCAGGCCUCGACGUCGACCUUCGGGAUGGGAUAUUCCAAAGGAUGCUGCAGCUGGAGCUGGCAACAGAGCUCUUGGGGUUACUCACCAUAAACCCGGUGCUUCAACCUGGUGCCGUAUUGCUCAAUCCGAUGAGUUGGCUGUGGUCGGUGCUCAUGGAAGAGGUGGUGCCUUGAAUCUGGGGGCAUUGGGAAUCAUCGGCAAUUCUUUAAGUUGCCCAUCACCAGUUCUCAGCAGUGCAUCAGCUGGAUAUGAUCAUGACCCGUGGCCACUUCACUCGCCGGCGCCAUCUCUCUCUCCGGCUUCACAGGGCUCUCGCGAUGGAGAUUUCUCGCCUCCUCCAUUGGCUCACGAGCACAAUGUGGAUAUGAAUGCUCGUCAUGGAUAUAAUAAAGAAGGAGGUCAGGUAGAUGUUCAAGGCGGAGUUCAACUGGGCUCCAAUCGUGAUGAUGGUUCACAGGCUCUGGCUUCUGACCUUAGGGGAGGAAGCAUGGACAUGGAUCUCGAGGCAGCGGCGCCAGCCUUCAAGGCGCCACGGGCGCCAUGAGGGCCCUGGGUUGGAACUGCCAAGGGAUGGGCAGGACCCUUGGUAGUAGCAAAAUGCAACAUCUUGCCAGGUUGAUCAACUCUGCAAAACCACAGCUUUGUAGUGCCCUCUCGAAGACGCUCGGGUGGGCUUUGGCUGAUGUGGAGUGAUGAUCUGCAACUCACUGUGCAUACCUCUAGUUUCCAUGUUAUCUUAGCUACUGCAGUGCAUAUUUCUAGUAACCAGAAGUUUGGCUUAGUUUGUAUAUAUGGGGAUCCGUAUCAUCGCCAAACUAGGAGUAUUUGGGAGGAAGUAGCUGCUUUUGCUAUUGACAAUGCUAGUUUGCCCUUGCUCUGUAUAGGAGACAUGAAUGACUUGCUGUAUGAUAUGGACAAGUAUUCCACUACUAAUAUAAAUCGUACUCGUAUG